AUGGACGGAAAUUCUAAAGCGUAUAAAAAAGCCAUCGAGUUAGAUGCUAAGGGGUAUCUAGGGAAACUUCAAAAAGAUUACAAGGAGUCGGUUGAGGAUGAGCCAGAAGGAGUUUCACAACCAAUGGGCUCAGUGUUGACUACAGUCGCUGAAGUAGCUACUGCCGGAUUGAAUUGGCUAAAGGGGGAUAAGCAGAGCAAUGAUGAUGGUGAAGAGUUUGAGAUUGAGGAACCAGUUGUCCAUGUACAGACAUCUGAUGACUCUUCUGAGACUCAAGAUGAUUUACAUGAGGAUGAAGCUACGUCAUCCGUAUUAGAGAAAGAGAAGUCAGAAAUAAAAUUAGCCAUAGAAAAGAUGAAAUCUCAUUAUUUUCCUGGGAAGUCUCCGACCUUCUCAAUUAAUCUUCAGCCGGAUGAGCAUGAGAGAUUCCAUGUAUUUUGA
This is a messenger RNA of Pieris macdunnoughi, 441 nucleotides long. The record is from the annotation of a GenBank genome assembly. NCBI's taxonomy places the organism in Eukaryota, Metazoa, Arthropoda, Insecta, Lepidoptera, Pieridae.